This is a messenger RNA of Suillus discolor, 1044 nucleotides long. RefSeq lists its product as uncharacterized. Bases 1 to 1044 code for a protein of 347 amino acids. The record is from RefSeq and is a predicted model, not a curated record. Gene Ontology annotation, biological process: 3'-UTR-mediated mRNA stabilization. Gene Ontology annotation, cellular component: nucleus; cytoplasm. Gene Ontology annotation, molecular function: mRNA 3'-UTR AU-rich region binding. Lineage: Eukaryota; Fungi; Basidiomycota; Agaricomycetes; Boletales; Suillaceae. The transcript has 2 exons.
AUGUCUGCUGAGUCUCCAGUUCGACACGCCUCUGGUAAUCUCAUCUUUUUAUCUAGGGGUGAUCUUUACAACUCAUAUUUGAAUGUCACAUCAGUUUCUCCCCCAGGAUCACGUUCAUCUUCUCCAGAUAAUGCUCAUGACACCUUGACUCUUCGUGCUCUUGUUAACACAAAGGAAGCUGGCGUAAUCAUAGGCAAAGGCGGGAAAAAUGUCGCUGAUCUUCGUGAGCAGACUGGCGUCAGAGCUGGCGUCAGUAAGGUUAUCCCUGGCGUGCACGAGCGCGUCCUUACCGUUGGCGGAUCUGUUGAAGCCGCGUACAACCUCAUAAUCUCCCAACUUGUGGCAUCCAGCCCAUCACCCAUCUCCCUAUCAUCAUCAUCGCCUCAUACCUCAAUCCGUCUUUUAAUUUCUCACAAUCUUAUGGGUACAAUAAUAGGCCGCAGCGGUGGCAAAAUCAAGGCUAUUCAGGAUGCUUCGGGCGCGCGCAUGGUGGCGUCAAAGGAGAUGCUCCCACAAUCAACUGAGCGCAUUGUCGAGGUACAAGGCGCACCUGAUUCGAUCGGCCGUGCCAUCGAGGAGAUUGGCAAGUGCUUACUGGAAGACUGGGAGAGGGGUCAGGGCACCGUUCCUUUCCAUCCUGGUGCUGGUGAUGCCACCUCAGGUACGAGACGAUCAGCUAAUGGCUAUUCGGGUGGAGCUCGCAAGUCCAAUGGAGAUGUAGCCCGACGUUCACCACCACCUUCGCCCCAUUCACCUACCGUUGCACAGUCAACAGCCAACCUGCGCACACAGAACAUCUCCAUACCAUCGGAUAUGGUUGGAUGUAUCAUUGGUCGAAGUGGAAGCAAGAUUACUGAAAUUCGGCGGUUGUCAGGAUCCAAGAUUUCCAUUGCCAAAGCUCCACAUGAUGAGACAGGCGAACGGAUGUUUACCAUCGUCGGUACUCCGGAGGCCAACGAAAAGGCCCUUUUCCUGCUCUAUAAUCAGCUCGAGAGCGAGAAGGAGAGGAGGGUCGGCAGAGAACAACAGCAGCAAGAGGAGUAA